AUGUCCAAGCAAGUUUCCGAGUCCGACUUCAACCGCCAGAUUGUUUCCAACUACACCGAUGUCGCCGGCGAGAAGCUGGGAGGCAAGGUUCUGUCUUUCUCCGACGAGUGGUUUGCGGAAGCCGCCAACCUCAUCAAGCCCUACGCUCCCAUUCGAGAGGCAGGCAAGUUUGUGGACUCUGGUGCCUGGUACGACGGCUGGGAGACCCGACGACACAACACGGAGCCCGCCGAUUGGGUCGUAUGUCGAUUCGGCGUGGCUGCUGCUCACAUUGUCGGCACCGAGAUCGAUACUGCAUACUUCAACGGUAAUCACGCUCCCGAGAUCAGUGUGGAGUGCACCAGUAUUACCAGUGGUCUGAACGAGGCAGACGAGGCAGCUGCUCUCAAGUCUGCUUCUUGGGACACUGUCAUUUCCAAGCACGAAUGUGGACCCAGCCAGAAGCAGUUCUUCGUGCUGGACAAGCCCACCUCCAAGACAUACACCCAUGCCCGUCUCAACAUGUACCCCGAUGGCGGAAUUGCGCGAUUCCGGCUCUACGGAUCCGUUGUGCCUGAUUUCUCGCAGUCCAAGGACGUGGAGAUUGAUCUGGCCUCUGUUCUGAACGGAGGACAGGCCGUGGCUCGGUCGGACCAGCACUUUGGAUCCGCUGACAACCUGCUGCUGCCCGGAAAGGGAGAGAACAUGGGCUCUGGAUGGGAGACAAAGCGAUCCCGAGAGCCUGGACACGUUGACUGGGUGGUCAUUCGACUGGGAGCUCCCGGAACCAUCAACAAAAUCGUGCUGGAUACCGCCUGGUUCAAGGGUAACUUCCCCCAGAAGAUGACUGUGUCUGCCGUCAACCUGAAGCCUGGCGAGUCCAUUGCUGCCGAUGACGACCGGUGGGUCGAGGUGCUCGCUCCUGUUCAGGGCGCCCCUCACGUGGAGAAGGAGUACCCCGUGGACAACAAGCACGUGUUCAGCCACGUGAAGCUCACCAUCAUCCCCGACGGAGGAGUCUCUCGAAUCCGGGUCUUUGGUAACCGAGCUGAGUAG
Molecule: messenger RNA, 1035 nt
Organism: Yarrowia lipolytica CLIB122
Lineage: Eukaryota; Fungi; Ascomycota; Dipodascomycetes; Dipodascales
Biological process (GO): allantoin catabolic process
Molecular function (GO): allantoicase activity
Source: RefSeq, a predicted model, not a curated record